AUGUCUGUCCGUCCCCCCCCCAUAAAUGUGGGGCUGUCGCCGUCCCUACAGAUGCUGCUGCUGCUGUUGCUGUCAGCGCUGAGCGUGGAGCCCAACCGGGCGGCCAUCCACGUGAACCUCACCGAAGGCUGCCAGAUCAUCCACCCGCCGCGGGACGGGGGGAUCCGCUACCGGGGGCUGACCCCCGAGGAGGUGCAGAGCGUUCGCUUCCUCCCCUUCGACUACGAGAUCGAGUACGUCUGCCGGCCCGACCGCGAGAUCGUGGGGCCCAAGGUGCGCAAGUGCCAGCGCGACGGCACCUGGACCGCCAUGGGCCACCCCAGCCGCUGCCUGAGGACCUGCCCCAAAAUGCACCUGAGCCUGGAGAACGGGCAAGCGGUGGCGCGGGCGAUGGAACGGGUGCCGGUGGAGGGGACGUGGACCGAGUACAGCUGCAAUCCCGGGUUCCGCCUGGUAGGCAGCGCCCGCAGUAACUGCACCAAGUUGGGUCGUUGGAGCACCCCCAAACCCAUCUGCGAGAGUGACCGGACGCCUGGGUCCCCCUUGAAGAGUCUUUGGGAUGGAGCUGGGGGGCAACCAUGUGACCCCGGCCAGGCCACCAAGUACCUCUACGAGCUUCUCUACAACGACCCCAUCAAGAUCAUCCUCAUGCCCGGUUGUAGCAGCGUCUCCACGCUGGUGGCCGAGGCCGCCCGGAUGUGGAACCUCAUCGUGCCACCUCGUUGGCUUUUGGUGGUGCUCAGCGUCUCGCUGGUGUCGCGCCCGUCGGUGGGUACAGGCAAGAAGGCAGUACACGUCGGGGCGCUCUUCCCCAUGAGCGGGGGGUGGCCGGGGGGCCAGGCCUGCCUCCCCGCCGUCCGAAUGGCCUUGGAGGACAUCAACAGUCGGAGGGACAUCUUGCCCGAUUAUGAGUUGCGGCUCAUCCAUCAUGAUAGUAAAACCCUCGAUGACCUGGACCAGCGGGUGAAGGAAGCCGGUUUGGAGAUCACCUUCCGCCAGAGCUUCUUCUCCGACCCCGCCGCGCCCGUGCGCAACCUCAAGCGCCAGGACGCCCGUAUCAUUGUGGGGCUCUUCUAUGAGACGGAGGCGCGUAAGGUCUUCUGCGAGGUCUACAAGGAGAAGCUAUAUGGCAAGAAGUACGUCUGGUUCCUCAUUGGCUGGUACGCCGACAACUGGUUCCGCAUCAAGGAUCCGGCCAUCAACUGCACCGAGGCAGAGAUGGCCGAGGCUGUGGAAGGUCACGUCACCACCGAGAUCGUCAUGCUCAACCCUGAGAACACCCGCAGCAUCUCCAACAUGACGUCCCAGGAGUUCAUUGAGAAGCUGCAGAAGAGGCUGGGCAAGAACCCCGAGGAGACAGGUGGCUUUCAGGAGGCGCCGCUGGCCUACGAUGCCAUCUGGGCGCUGGCCCUGGCCCUCAAUAAGACCUCGGCAGAGCUGGUCAAGAAGGGGUUGCGCCUGGAGGACUUCAACUACAACAACAAGAACAUCACCGAUGAGAUCUACCGGGCCCUCAACUCCUCCGCCUUCGAGGGUGUCUCGGGACAUGUUGUCUUUGAUGCCAGUGGCUCCCGCAUGGCCUGGACGCUCAUUGAGCAGCUGCAAGGAGGUGUCUACAAGAAGAUUGGCUACUAUGACAGCACCAAGGACAAUCUGUCCUGGUACAACAACGACAAGUGGAUUGGAGGUGCCCCUCCAGCUGACUACACCAAGGUCAUCACCACCUUCCGAUUCCUGUCUCAGAAGCUCUUCAUCUCCGUCUCGGUGCUGGCCUCAUUGGGCAUCCUCCUGGCCAUCAUCUGCCUGGCCUUCAACAUCUACAAUGGGCAUGUCCGGUACAUCCAGAACUCACAGCCGUACCUGAACAACAUGACGGCUGUGGGCUGCACGCUGGCGCUUGCUGCCGUCUUCCCCCUGGGACUCGACGGGUACCACAUCGGGCCGGGGCUUUUCCCUUUCGUCUGUCAGGCCCGGCUGUGGCUCCUUGGGCUGGGGUUCAGCCUGGCGUAUGGCAGCAUGUUCACCAAGAUCUGGUGGGUCCACACUGUCUUCACCAAGAAGGAGGAGAAGAAGGAGAAGAGGAAGACCCUGGAGCCUUGGAAGCUGUAUGCCACCGUGGGGCUGCUUGUGGGGCUGGACGUGGUCACACUGAUCAUUUGGCAAAUCGUGGACCCCCUGCACCGCACCAUCGAGGAGUUCACCAAGGAGGAGCCCAAGACGGACACGGACGUCUCCAUCCUGCCCCAGCUGGAGCAUUGCAGCUCCACCAAGAUGAACACGUGGCUCGGGAUAUUUUAUGGCUUCAAGGGGUUGCUGCUGCUGCUGGGCAUCUUCCUGGCGUACGAGACUAAGAGCGUGUCCACGGAGAAGAUCAACGACCACCGAGCAGUGGGCAUGGCCAUCUACAACGUGGCGGUCCUCUGCCUCAUCACAGCACCUGUCACCAUGAUCCUCAGCAGCCAACAGGAUGCGGCCUUCGCCUUCGCCUCGUUGGCUGUCGUCUUCUCCUCCUACAUCACCUUGGUUGUCCUCUUCGUCCCCAAGAUGCGACGCCUCAUCACCCGAGGCGAGUGGCAGUCGGAGCAGCAGGACACCAUGAAGACGGGCUCAUCCACCAACAACAACGAGGAGGAGAAAUCCCGGCUGUUGGAGAAGGAGAACCGGGAGCUGGAGAAAAUCAUCGCCGAGAAAGAGGAACGUGUAUCAGAGCUCCGCCAGCAGCUCCAGGACCGCCAGCAGCUCCGGUCCCGCCGACGGUCGUCCAACCCUUCCCGUGAGGCUGACAACCAUUUCUCUCCGGGGUUGAGCGCCGCCCCGGCCCCCCCGGCCCCCUUCUACCAGCCCAACCUCCCCCUGGUCCGCUGCCUGGUCUCGGAACAAGCCGACAAGCUCGGCCGGGGCAACUGUGACGGUAGCCGCGUCCAUCUCCUCUAUAAGUGA
Molecule: messenger RNA, 2940 nt
Organism: Haliaeetus leucocephalus (bald eagle)
Lineage: Eukaryota; Metazoa; Chordata; Aves; Accipitriformes; Accipitridae
Gene: GABBR1
Product: gamma-aminobutyric acid (GABA) B receptor, 1
Exons: 21
Coding region: 1-2940 (979 amino acids)
Biological process (GO): gamma-aminobutyric acid signaling pathway; G protein-coupled receptor signaling pathway
Cellular component (GO): membrane; G protein-coupled receptor heterodimeric complex
Molecular function (GO): G protein-coupled GABA receptor activity
Source: RefSeq, a predicted model, not a curated record